Molecule: messenger RNA, 1725 nt
Organism: Sorghum bicolor (sorghum)
Lineage: Eukaryota; Viridiplantae; Streptophyta; Magnoliopsida; Poales; Poaceae
Product: TBC domain-containing protein C1952.17c
Exons: 9
Coding region: 172-1509 (445 amino acids)
Biological process (GO): intracellular protein transport; activation of GTPase activity
Molecular function (GO): GTPase activator activity
Source: RefSeq, a predicted model, not a curated record
GCAAGGAGCGCUUCAACUCGCCACUUGCAGUUUCGAGAUCUGCGCCGCUGUUGCUGUCCCCUCUCCCUCUCCCCCAUCCGGCCAUCCCCUUCUUCCAGAUCCUUCCUUCCUUCCGCUCACCCACGCGGACGCCGGUGGGCUACCCCACGAUCCUUCGGGGUGCAGGGGAGCAUGCGGAAGAAGGGGCGGGCGGUGCCGGAGUGGCUCAACAGCCCAAUUUGGUCCGCGACCCCGCCUGCGCCCACCCCGCCGGACCCCUACGGCGUCGACCUCGCCCCGCCGCCGCCCCCAAAGCCGCCGCCGCCAGCUGUACCCCCGCCGCCGUCGUACGAGCAGGCCGUAGGGGUGGGUGGUGGCCGACGGGAUGAGGAUGAGUACGAGGGCGCCGGGGCGGUGAUACGGGCGCACCUGCUCUCCGACUUCAAGGCCGCGCUGUCGAAGAAGGUGGUGAACAUGGGAGAGCUGCAGCGCUUAGCCUGCCUUGGCGUUCCCGACGGCGGUGGCGGUGUCCGACCCGUUGUCUGGAAGCUUCUUUUGGGGUAUUUGCCAACUGAUCGUUCCUUAUGGGCUUAUGAGUUAGAAAAGAAGCGGAGUCAAUAUAGUGCAUACAAAGAAGAGUUUCUUCUAAAUCCUUCAGAAAAACUACGAAGGAUGGAGGAAACAAAGCUGUCGAGAAAGAAAGAGUUAAACAUUGAGAGGAUUGGCUUUCUUCCGAGAUUAGAAGUUACUAAUGAAGAGCAUCCUUUAAGCUCUGGUAAAUCUAGCUUGUGGAAUCAAUAUUUUCAGGAUUCAGAGAUACUGGAACAGAUAGACCGAGAUGUAAAGCGAACGCAUCCUGAUAUUUCCUUUUUCUCAUCAAAGUCUAACCAGGAAUCUCUGAGGAGAAUUCUAAUUAUAUUUUCAAAAUUGAACCCCAGUAUAAGAUAUGUGCAAGGGAUGAAUGAAGUUUUGGCACCUCUAUUUUAUGUAUUCAAGAAUGACCCUGACCCAAGCAGCUCAAUAGAUGGCCAUAUUCAUCAACAUACAUACCAAUUUUUGGAAAUGCAGGCGUCAGCUGAAGCAGACACGUACUUUUGCUUUGUCGAAUUGUUGAGUGGCUUUAGAGACAACUAUUGUAAGCAUCUUGACAAUAGCAGCGUGGGUAUCCGAUCUACACUUUCGAAAUUAUCACAACUAUUGAAGCGGCAUGAUGAGGAACUAUGGCGUCACAUGGAGGUCACAACAAAGGUUUACCCACAAUAUUAUGCGUUUAGAUGGAUCACACUGUUGUUGACAAUGGAGUUCAGCUUUAACGUGUGUAUACAUAUCUGGGACGCUAUCUUGGGUGAUCCAGAAGGCCCAUCGGACACAUUAAUGAGGAUAUGCUGUGCCAUGCUCAUCCUAGUCCGGAAGCGCCUCUUAGCUGGAGACUUCACUGCCAAUAUCCAGCUGCUGCAACAUUACCCAGCCACCAACAUCGAUCACCUCCUCCACAUUGCCAACCGGUUGAGAGGGACUGUAGCCGGCUAGUGAUUUGUUGCCUUUCCUGCAUACCUGUACUUCAGUUUUGUCCAUGUGACCUUGGUCUGGUUAAAUCGCUAAAUGCAAUGCUGGUAGCCUGAAAUAUCAUUGUGUUCCUUCUGUGUUCUGUUUUGCCUGUUUUGGUGUGGCUUGUCAGAAUAAUGUGGAUGAAUAUCAGGUGCGACACUGGAUGUGUCGGAGCUCUGAGUAGUGCUUCUGUUUUCA